Messenger RNA from Phytophthora infestans T30-4, 1374 nucleotides. RefSeq lists its product as uncharacterized. Gene Ontology annotation, molecular function: protein binding; DNA binding. The coding region runs from base 1 to 1374 and encodes 457 amino acids. Gene Ontology annotation, biological process: regulation of DNA damage checkpoint. The record is from RefSeq and is a predicted model, not a curated record. Gene Ontology annotation, cellular component: nucleus. The transcript has 2 exons. NCBI's taxonomy places the organism in Eukaryota, Oomycota, Peronosporomycetes, Peronosporales, Peronosporaceae.
AUGGAAGCUCAGGUGCCGUGUAGGAAGCGCCGAUGCCGCCCUUCUAAGAAAAAGCGGCAGCGACAGAAGAAACAUGCGAGUGUCGAUCUCAAGGACAAUGAAAAGAACGAAACUCAAGCUCAUGGUGACCAAGUCUCUGAUCAUCAAAAAAUAAAGGACGGAGUUGAAAUGCAGAGACCUCCACAGGAACACAUUGAGGUUCUACAAAGUAGCUACAACUCGAAGAGCAAAGACGUUCAAGACCCGAUUCAUAACCGGAAAGAGCGCGAUAGAAGCCGUGAACACGAGCACAAUGACAAUAAAGAGGAGAGGAGUCUGGAGGACGAACGCAAGCGCAGAGCAAAGAGUCUGAUCCAAGCUUCUCACGGCAAUGAAUUCAAGUCGACACGGCCAUCAUUCGUAAAAGCGAAGUCGUUGUCUUGUAGCUACAAUUUAUCCUUGCCGGUGCAACAGCAACCGAAUCCAACUGAUCAAGUCGACGAUCUAGAAUUUAGAAAACUAGAAACUGGGCAAACCAAACAGCAAAGUCUUAACCGACAGCAGGAACCAGAACGUACAGAGUCUAGUGCUGGCGAGGAGAAUACAGUGACGAGUCAGUCACAUGACCACGACGACGACGGCCUCGACGGAAACGCAAUGAGCGAGUACGAGCGUAAACGUCGAGACACAAUUCUGCGCAAUCAGACGUUCCUCUUGCAAGUCGGGAUGUCGACAGCCAGAGCGGUGAUAAGGGGCGACGCAGAAGCUAAAGCCAAGAAAGAGGCGCUGGCACUGAUGCGCGCACAGCGAGCUGCUCACUACGCGGAGCUACCGAAGCGUAAAUCCCAGCGCUUGAGUGAAGAACCGAAGCCUGUCUUGACGCGGUCAGUGGAACUGGGUCAUCCGUUAGAUGUUCUCUCCGUGAAGCAGAUGCGUCAACCUCUCGGUAGUAAGCUCUACGUGAUGGACGCUAACGACGAAGAAGGCGAGAAAUUCUGCCAGGAAAUUGCUGGCGGGGUGGACGUGGUACAGGACAGCUCGACUGUGGAUCUUGAUGACAGUACGACGUACUCACUGGCAGACAAAGACAUCACCAAAGCUUUGCCAUACCUUACGACCACGAUGGCUUUCCUUCCGCGAGUCGACCGCGUUGUAGUUGCCGCUGGGGACAAGGAGGGACACAUCGCUCUGUGGUCUCCUUCUACUGAUACCAGCAGCUCCAUGGCAGCUCUAAGUCGACCCCACGGCUUUCCUGUCAGCCAGCUGCUUUUCCCCGACCCAUCGACUUUACUUUCGAGUAGUAUCGACGGUACUCACCAAGACUGGAACGUCGACAAAGCCCCGUCCAGCGUGGGACCCACGGAGGAUAAAUCAGUUUGUGAUCGGAUGCGCUGA